AUGACCAUCUUCACCUGGAACAUCAACCACACCCGGCUGAUGGUGGUGGAGGAAUGGUGUGUUUACUAUGUGAACUCUGAGGACAGUGGCUGGACCGAAAUCCACUGGGAAGCUUGGGUCUCCUCUAGCUUAUUUGGCAUCUCCCGAGCUGUCCAGGAAUUUGGUCUCACCUGGUUCAAAAGCAAUGUGACCAAGUCAGUGAAGGGUUUUGAAUACAUCUUGGCCAACCUGCAAGGCCCUUCCUGGCAUUUCCCACUUGUUGACCAGAAGCUCCUGUACCGGAGACUCCUUACCAAGACCAACAGGAUGCCCCGCUGGGCCAAGCGACUAUUUCCUGCAAAUGUUGCUCACUCGGUGUACAUCCUGGAGGGUUCUAUUGUGGACCCACAGAACCAGACCAUGACCAUCUUCACCUGGAACAUCAACCACACCCGGCUGAUGGUGGUGGAGGAAUGGUGUGUUUACUAUGUGAACUCUGAGGACAGUGGCUGGACUGAAAUCCACUGGGAAGCUUGGGUCUCCUCUAGCUUAUUUGGCAUCUCCCGAGCUGUCCAGGAAUUUGGUCUCGCCUGGUUCAAAAGCAAUGUGACCAAGUCAGUGAAGGGUUUUGAAUACAUCUUGGCCAACCUGCAAGCCAAGGAAGCCAAGCAGACUAAGGGGAUGGCCCUGGCAGCUACAGAGAAGCCAAGGACCUUGCCAGCAGCAGUUUGUGUAGCCAGCUCAGACCCUGGUCUUGGAGCCACUGAGUCAAUGGAAAACACAUUUUCUGGAGUCACUGAAGCAAUUAAAGCAAUUGUGCUGUCCUGGUCUCCAGGUAAAGAGGAAUGUGUUUUGAAAGACCAGUAA
Molecule: messenger RNA, 846 nt
Organism: Myotis brandtii (Brandt's bat)
Lineage: Eukaryota; Metazoa; Chordata; Mammalia; Chiroptera; Vespertilionidae
Product: PRELI domain-containing protein 1, mitochondrial-like
Biological process (GO): phospholipid transport
Cellular component (GO): mitochondrial intermembrane space
Molecular function (GO): phosphatidic acid transfer activity
Source: RefSeq, a predicted model, not a curated record